AUGGAUGGUAAAGGGAAAGCGAGCCAGGCUCGUUCCAAAGGGUUGAGUUCGACACUGAAAGAAGAUAGGCUAAGCCAAUUACCAGAUGCUUUGAUAUGUCAAAUACUUUAUCAUCUUUACACAAAGGAAUCUGUGAAGACGAGUGUUUUAUCCAAGAGAUGGAGGCAUCUCUGGCUUUGGGUUCCUAGUUUGGAACUCUGGUCCUUCAACUUCACAGAUUCAAACUCCUUUGUGAGUUUUGGUGACAGGAUUUUCGAUUUCAGUAGAGCUUCAUGCAUACACAAACUCAGUUUAAGUGUCUUCGCCGAGACUGAGGACAGACUCUACAGUGUAAAAGACGUCUCUUUUCUCACGUCAUGGCUUGAUGCUGCUACAAAGCGAAAGAUCCAACAUUUAGAUCUUCAUUUGUCUGAAAAGUUUCACUUUUACAUGAAGCCCUUGAAGUUUUAUCAGUGUGAGACUCUGGUCUGCUUAAGGCUCUUCGAUGUUGCCUUGGAUGAUGCUAGUGCCCACUUUGUUUCUUUCCCUUGUCUCAAGACAAUGCGCUUAGAUCGUGUUUUGUGUCCCAAUGAGUCCACUUUCGAGAAACUCGUGUCUUCCUGCCCUGUCCUGGAAGAGUUAGAGGUUGAUGAUCUUUUGGGGGAUGCGAAUGUCUUCCGGGUGCGUUCUCAGUCACUAAAGAGGUUCACUUUAGUACGAGAUUACUCUUACCUCUCAAAUCCUGCAGUACCCGGGGUUGUGGUUGAUGCUCCUCUUCUAUCUCGUUUGAGCAUCAAUGAUCUUGCGUCAGAAAGCUUCAUAGUAAACAAUUUGGCGCCCAAAGCCAGGUUAGAUAUUACCAUCACCUUUGGCUCGGUGGAUGUUGAUGAAUUUAGCAAGACAAGUGGGAUCCGCAGUUUCCUACUCGGGAUUUCCAAGGUCGGGGAUAUGACUCUAUGUGCAGACACUUUCGAGCUCCUCUGUGAAUUCUUGGAAUUGGAACCACUGCCUCAAUUUGGUUACAUGUCCCGCCUGUAUAUCGGUCUUAGAGUAUCUUAUUUGAAAUGGUUACCAACCUUUCUUGAGAUCUGCCCCAACUUGAAAUCCCUCAUCUUGAUGUGGGAAUGUAGUUACGAGGAAAUGGAGCAAGUCAGUUUUACAUCUGUGCCUGAGUGCUUGAUAUCAUCGCUCGAGUUUGUUGAUAUCCAAGUCCCAAUCUUGGGACAUGCUGCAGAAAUGAAGCUAGUGAGGUACUUGUUAAAGAAUUCAGCAGUCCUCAAGAAACUUACUCUCCGUUUGUCGGAUCUUUCAACAAGGGAAAAGUCUCUUCGCAGAAGACUUCAAAGAAUCCCAAGAGCUUCUACUAAAUGUGAAGUCGUAGUCCUUUGA
Messenger RNA from Microthlaspi erraticum, 1368 nucleotides. Lineage: Eukaryota; Viridiplantae; Streptophyta; Magnoliopsida; Brassicales; Brassicaceae. The record is from the annotation of a GenBank genome assembly.